This is a messenger RNA of Pecten maximus, 2448 nucleotides long. Its product is annotated as fasciclin-1-like. The record is from RefSeq and is a predicted model, not a curated record. Gene Ontology annotation, biological process: extracellular matrix organization; cell adhesion. Gene Ontology annotation, cellular component: extracellular matrix. Bases 80 to 2299 code for a protein of 739 amino acids. NCBI's taxonomy places the organism in Eukaryota, Metazoa, Mollusca, Bivalvia, Pectinida, Pectinidae. Gene Ontology annotation, molecular function: cell adhesion molecule binding. The transcript has 14 exons.
UCACAACAAUUUACCUGUCAAGGAAAACAGUACGUUAGAGUUACCGCCCCUGAUAUCGUACAGGUGUGUUAGUUUUAAAAUGUCGGCGGUCAUGUCUUCACAACGGAGAAGUAUUUUUGUGAUUUUAAUGAUUCUGGGUGAUUUAAUAUGCUGUAUGGGACAGACGUCGAACUCGGGAACAGUUCUGAGAGUGUUACAAAACAAAGCCGGACUCGGAAGGUUUGCCGAGCUGGUGUCACGAGCUGGCCUCACUGAUCUGUUUAACUCAAAUGGACAAUUCACAGUGUUUGCUCCAAACAACACAGCAUUUGAAAACAUACCAUAUGAAAAAAGGGCGGAAAUCGAGAGUUGGUCUGACAGAUCAGUGGAGCUACAAAGAUUUAUCAAGUGCCACACAUUGAUUAACUCGAUGUUGACCACGGGCAGUAUGCAGGAUAACCAAGUGUACCAGAGUAUGGGAACAAAUGGAGAAAGGAUCUUCAUCAACAGACGUCAGAGAACUGCAUCUUUCUCGAAUACAUAUUUUGGGCCAACUGUGUACUUUGUAAACGGAGCGGAAAUCUCCAAUGAACAGAAGGAUCUGGUGGCGGGUAAUGGGGUAGUUCACGGCCUGGCACGUAUGGAUGUCAUCUCUAGCAUAAAAAUGGCGUAUGGCUACAUAGCUGAUCCUGACGAUAACAGUUUACGAACAAACCUGUUUUAUGAACUGAUAUCGAGAUAUCUACAGGACGGUUUCUACAGCACACUAUCAGAUCUCUCAAACCGCAACAAAAAGGUCACCAUGUUUGUCCCAAAUAACAAAGCAAUGGAGAAGAUACCUUCCUCCAAACUCAGUUACCUCCAGCAGAACCCACGAGUCUUAGACAGGGUUCUCAAGGCCCAUAUCAUCCCAGACAGAGUUAUAUUUACUUCCUACGUCAACCAUAACGAAGGAUUUAACAGUCGUCUCAAUCAUUUGGUGAGAUUCCGACGACCUUACGGAGACCAAGUUUAUGUGAACAGUGAGGGAGUCGAUGCCGCUAUAGUACAGGGCAAUAUCACCGUAUAUAACGGUGUCGUCCAUGUUGUUGAUCAACUCCUAGGUUACGUGUACCACUCCGUCCGUGAAACUAUCACUCAAGAUUCGCCUGAAUUUGACCAGUACCUUAACAAGGCACAGCCAGACACGAGGGAUGCCCUUGUACAGGCCUCAGGAGUCAAUGUCUUUAUUCCUAUUGGCGACGCAUUCACCAAAAUACAGGGAGUUCCUGGUGUUAACCUGGUCUCUGAUCUGUCUCAAGUAGACAAGAUGAUUCGCUUCCAUAUCCUGAAAGCUUUCCAGGAUAUUGAGAUCUCGGCCAUCGUUGGCGGCUACGAGAGUCGUCAGUACCGACAGACAUUUUACGAGGGCUGGAACGUCACAAUUUACAAUGACAGGAAUGAGAGCUGGGUCCAAGGAGGGUUUGUUAAGGCACGUGUGGUUCGCCCAGAUCUAAAAGCGACCAAUGGAAGAGUACAUCUCAUCGACUCCAUCCUGGGCAUUCCUUAUUUGGACUUGCCCAUGUUGAUAUGUGAUGAUCUUUGGUUGCUGAGAACAUACGACUAUAUCCGGUCAGUAGGGAUGAAGAACUAUCUUACAGAUAAUCGUUUCACCGCCAGACGUUGUUACUUUGAAAUGUAUGGCUACCCUCCAGGUUAUGACUACAGCAGCAACUCUUACAACAACAACAACAACAACAAUAACUAUGGCAACAAUAACUACGGCAACAAUAACUAUGGAAACAACUAUCAGCAGACAACUUACAAUCCGUACGGCCAACAGUCUAACAAUUUAAACCCCAGUAACCAGGCAUCUCAAUAUGAUAUGGGGACCUGCUCGGGAUGUUCCUUUACGUUUUUCGUGCCCAAUUCCACAGCUAUUGACUAUUUCCAGAAGACGAGUAUCGGGAUAAAGAUCAUGAGAGAUUCUCAGAGACUCCAAUAUCUAUUUAAGAGACUGUUGUUCCAAGGAAAGCCCAUUGUCUUGGAGAAGUUAUCUAAUACAAAUCACAUAUUCACUGCUAAGACGGGAGAAUCCAUUCGCAUACUGAAGUCUAUGGACAGAGAUGUUAAGAUCCAGUUUAGUGGUGUCACAGCCAAUGUAAUCAGUAUGGAUAUUGGGGCAACAAAUGGCCUGAUUCACAUCAUUGACCGCCUACUGUAUGUCCCGGAAGAUUUGACGCGUGACGUAUCGCGAGGCGCUGACGUCAGAUACAGCAUCCUUGUCAUAGUAACCAUGGCACUUAUCAGUAUUUUCAUCACUAGACACAGAAGAUUGUAACAGCUCACCAGUGUAACUGUUUAGGAUGUUAUAUGAGGGAGAUGCAUGAUACAGACCAACACAAGACAGACAGAUACCACAGACAGACAACUACAAGGAUAGACAGAUUGAAGAAAAAAGAAAAAAAAAUACAUAUAUAUAUAUAUAAA